AUGGAGACGCUGGGGCAGGUCAAGCAACGCCAUAAGCUUGAAAUGCGAACACUGCAAAACGAGAUUAAAUUGUUCCAGAAGAAGGCCAAGAAAGAGCGAAUGGGCAAAAAGGAGAUCGAAGAGAAGAUCUUAAGUAUGGAAAUCGCUGUUAAGGAACGACAGGAUCAGGAGCUGGAAGGAUAUGAGGCAGAAAUGGCGAAGGACGCUUCACCCUCAGCUGCUCCCGAUUUUGAAUUAGCAGAGUUAUCCAAACAAGCCAAGACUCAAGCAAAAGCUCAGCGUAAGCGUGAAGCUAAAAAGAAACAAGAUCGGGAACGACGUGAAUUUAUUGAAGAGGCCAACAAGAAGACAGUAAGUCAACGGCAGAUCGAGGCCAAUAUGAUCCUAGCCCAACUUGCUAAAUACGGGCUCAAGAUCAAAGAAAUUCCGUCCGAUGGUCAUUGCAUGUAUCAUGCUGUUGCUGAUCAAAUCCAGCAAAAACGAUUGAAUAUCGCUGAUGGACUAGCAGGAUAUCAGCACUUAAGAACACUUACGAGCGAGUACAUGCUCGCACAUUCGGAGGACUUUUUGCCAUUUAUGGCACUGGAUGAUUCUUUUGCUAGUCCGGAAGACGCGUUUGCGACUUACUGCGAUCAACUGGUAAACACUGCUGUUUGGGGUGGUCAACUGGAACUUCGUGCUCUUGCUUGUGCACUUCGGGCGCCUAUCGAAGUAUUUUCAGCUGAAGGCGAUGUACUGUUAAUGGGUGAGCACUUUAACUCCGUCACACCAGCAUAG
Molecule: messenger RNA, 777 nt
Organism: Plasmopara halstedii
Lineage: Eukaryota; Oomycota; Peronosporomycetes; Peronosporales; Peronosporaceae
Product: OTU (ovarian tumor)-like cysteine protease
Exons: 3
Coding region: 1-777 (258 amino acids)
Biological process (GO): protein deubiquitination
Molecular function (GO): cysteine-type deubiquitinase activity
Source: RefSeq, a predicted model, not a curated record